AUGAUGGAGAAAACACAGAGGAUGAAGUUGAAGUUAGAUGGAUCAAUGACCAAAUUGAAAAUGAUGCAGAACAGCUUUUUCAAAAGCUUAAAGCAUUAGAAGAUCAAAAAAAGAAUGGACAAACAAUUUACCAAAUGUUAUCAAUUCGUGAUUAUGUUAGUUAUCGUAAUAAUCCUAAAUGUAAUUCUAAUGACAGCUCUAAUGAUAAUUUUUAUAGUGAUUCUUAUAAUAGUUCUGGUGGUGAUUCUGAUGGUGGUUCUUAUAAUAGUUCUGGUGGUGAUUUUGAUGGUGAUUUCGGUAUUCCUAGUAACAGUUAUGAUG
This is a messenger RNA of Funneliformis caledonium, 321 nucleotides long. The record is from the annotation of a GenBank genome assembly. NCBI's taxonomy places the organism in Eukaryota, Fungi, Glomeromycota, Glomeromycetes, Glomerales, Glomeraceae.